AUGCCUAUUUCGCAGCACUACGAGACCGUAACGCGAAAGCUGGAAGGAAAUUUCGUGUUUUUCGUCGUCCUUCCGGUUUUUAUUGACGAGAGCACUAUCAUUCUCGACCUGGAAGAAAACCUGCACCAGACGCUGACCAGUCUUGCCGCGUCGAGUCUGAGAGCGAGGGACCAUCUAGUCCCGGUGUUGGCCGUGCGGGAGCGGCGGCGACAGGAAGAAGAACAUACCGCUGAUGUACUUCUUGCAGGAAGAACUACAGCCGCAUCUUCAACUCCUCACGAUAAUUGCGAUAAUCUCAUCGAGGAGUUAGACUUCCUUACGCCAGGAGCAGGCACUGAAAACAGCUACAGUGCAGCUCUGGAACAACAACAAGCUGGUCGUGACACCAGGCAAGCUGAAGACAAGAGCCAAGAGGUCGCAAUACAGGAACAAACGGUCGGCAAAAGCCUCGUGGAGCGGAUUCGCGGAGAUUUUGAGAACCAGUUUCGCGGAAUUUUGAGCUUCGAUGUAGUUCAUCUUGCAGGAGGAAAUGGUCACCGUGUCAUGCGCACAACCCUCGAGGACGGUUCUUGUGCCGAUACUUCUAAGUGCAACAACAACCCCGAGCACGCAGUAGGAAAAAAUAUCUCCGAUGAACAUCAACAAUUUUACAAUGCCAACGGUGCAGCUUCUAAUUCUUGGCCCUUCAUCUCUUCGACGGACCCGCAUGGGACGAAACAAGCAGAGGACCUGUUGGAGCUCCCCUACGCGCACUUUUUCUCGUUCGGGUCGCCGGGGGACACGAACUCGGAGGGCAGCAGUGAGUUUAUUGCAAGGAAAAAUUUUGCCUCCCCACAUUAAACGUAAGCGCAGCCUUCUGAAAAUUUGUCAUGCAGAUUUGUGCUCCUGCUCACAAAUACUGGUGUCUGUCUUGCAAGAAUGCAGAUCCAGAGAGUCCGCCGCAUUAUGGUGGCGAUUUGUAACGCUGUAGUAAGGCCUACGGGGCAGACGUCUGACCUGCUAAGUGCCUAUGCCAGAAGACCCCUGCCUAGGCUUAGUACUAUCUGCGUGUAGUGCUCUACUGCAAGACAGAUCCGAAGUGUGUACACAGAUCCCGCAUCACAGAUUUCCGUUUUGAUAUGGGGCGGGGGGAUGUUUCAUUUUGAUAGAGUUCACGAGCUCCUCUGCCAACUCGAAAUCGACGUCGUCCUCAUCUUCCUAUGCAUGGCAAAAGUGAAAGUAUAAAAUAUCGUGCUGGUAGUAUUAAAAAUUGCAUCACUCAUUUUGUCAGAAGAAAAGUGGACUUUGUGAUGCAGAAUCAGUAGAGAAGAAAAAAGAUAAAGACAUGAAUGCGACAUUACACUUUUGCACAGGAUAGCACUUCCUCUUCCAGUAAAAGCAGCACACCGGGGGACCACAAACUGGCACUAAACAAAAAUCCCAACUACAGCGCGGCCAGGGUGUUAUUAUCGUCGUCAUCCUCGUCAUCUGCGUUUUUUCCGAGCUGUAGCGAUGCCAGGAGCGGCACCGGAGUCAAGUACAAGGUGCGACAUGGCGGUUCUGAUGCGUUUGUCCCGGUCGUACCAACCAGCACCAGUACGGAAGAGGCAAAUGAACGAUCACGAUUACGAGAUGUUGAGGCACAGCAACAUAAUGAAGCCCUCCGGCUCCGGCGUGGUGAAAAUGAGAUUAUCAAAGACAGGAUGAAAAGCAAACUGGGCGAAUUUCUCCACAAAGCUGCC
Molecule: messenger RNA, 1721 nt
Organism: Amoebophrya sp. A120
Lineage: Eukaryota; Dinophyceae; Syndiniales; Amoebophryaceae
Source: the annotation of a GenBank genome assembly